This is a messenger RNA of Eupeodes corollae, 1291 nucleotides long. Its product is annotated as epidermal growth factor-like protein. NCBI's taxonomy places the organism in Eukaryota, Metazoa, Arthropoda, Insecta, Diptera, Syrphidae. The transcript is spliced from 3 exons. Bases 80 to 1219 code for a protein of 379 amino acids. The record is from RefSeq and is a predicted model, not a curated record.
GGUGUUUAGUUCAAUUGAAGCGUUCGUCGUGUUAAUACUGUUUACAAUUUCUUUAUUGAGAGAAUAUUUUUUAUUUACAAUGAAGUUUUCGUGUGUUUUAUUGAUGGUGUUCGCUAUAUUGCCAUCACAUCUUAUUUUAGGUCAAAUCAAAACUAGACAACCGGUUUUGGGAAGCCUUCUACAAGGCUACAAUUCUUCGACAGAUUUAUAUAAAUCGGAGAAUUUGUAUAAUUCUACUAAUGCAGCAUUGCCAGCAUCGAAUUACAAUAUUCAGUCUGUACCAAGUCAAUUGGUUUUCAUAGAUAAGACAGCCGAAUUUUUAAAUGUAACAAGAUCAAAAAUGGCAUCGGGAAUUUGUUAUACUGAAGUUCCAACUGCAUCACUUGUCCGCAACUUAAAUGCCAUUCCCAGUGGUAACGGUUCGACCCCAACAAUGAGUCGCAUUCAAAUAUGCUGUGAAGGUUACGAACGCAAUCCCCACAUUUACCGAAAAUGUGAUCCAAUAUGUCGAGAUGAUUGUCCCAAUGGUAUUUGUACAGGUCCAGAAACUUGCCUUUGUCUGCCAGGAAAUGUUCGUGACUACGAAGAAAAUUGCGUUCCAAUAUGCCCGAUUGGUUGUCGCAAUGGCAACUGCCAACCAGACGGAUCAUGUGUUUGUAAGCCUGGUUAUAUUUUGGAUGCUGUUACAAAACAGUUCUGUAAGCCACAUUGCAGCAAAGGAUGUGGCGUUGGCAUGUGUGUCGCCCCCGACACUUGUCGUUGUUCUCCAAAGUACGAGUUAUCUCCAGAAGGAAUUUGCCUACCAAAAUGUGAAAACUGUCAGCAUGGAACUUGUACAGCUCCAGGAAUUUGUAAUUGUAAUGUGGGUUAUAUACGAAAGGAAAAUGUUUGCGAGCCGGUGUGUACUAAAGGAUGUGUUAAGGGAUCAUGCACUGCUCCCGAAACUUGUACCUGUAAGCCUGGAUUUGAUCUUGAUGCCACCAAAGCCAACUGCGUACCUCAUUGUGACAAACCUUGUUUGAACGGAUUCUGUGAUGGCCACAAUAUUUGUUCUUGUAAUUUCGGUUACAUUUUGGAUGAGACCCAGCCGAAUGUCUGUAAGGCUCAUUGUCCGGCUGGAUGCCUCAAUGGAUAUUGUACUUCUCCAAACUUCUGUAUUUGUAAGCCAGGCUUUAUAAAAAGUGGAAUUAAGGGCCGACAAACUUGUGUACCAUUGUAAUUUGAUUACAUGAUUUUUUAAAAAAAAUAAUAAAAUCUAUUUUUCUAAAUGCGUUAUUUGAAAUAAAAAGAA